AAUAUAUGUUGCUUAGCCAGAUAGACUAAAUAAUGUUUGGUCUGGCCAGUGACUGCAUGGAUGACCAUGUGAACUCAGCCUUACCCUUUGCUAAGAACUCGCUGUUUACUAAUAUUUUAAAAGGUAAUUUUCAAAAUUAUUGCACACAUUCACAUGUGCAAGUAGCUUAUAAUGCAGGUGUCAUAUUCUAAAGAUAUUAUACUAACACAUGGUGGAACUGUCACAUGAUGCAGGGCUUGUAUGUAUAUACCUGAUAUAGGUGUUAAGUACAUAGAUAUGACAUCUUGUAAACUGGUGUGUUAUUCCCCACAGAUGGAAGCCCAGUUCCCAGCAUCACACACAACAACAACAGCACCACAAGACAACAAUGACAAUAAACGUAUCUAUAUCAACAGUGGUUACCUGCAUACCAAUGAAGGCCGCCUCAAGUGUGCUCACCUGGUGAUUUGUAUUGUGGUAUUCAUCUGUACCAUGGCCUCAAACUUUCCUCGCAGCAACCCAGCCAACUGGUUAAGCUUUGUGUCUAUGGGUGGCUUCUGGACCUCUGCAGUACUUCUCUUCCUCUUUUUAAUCAAUAUAGUGGCACUCUUGUCCAUCAUACCCUGGCUAAUGCUGGAACUUGGCUACACAGUCAUAUGGACAUUCUUCUGGUUUGUUUGUGGCUGUGUUGCUGCUGACUAUGCAGUGAAAAGAAUCCUGGAGGUCACUGCUGCAGCGGUAUCCCUUGUGUCCAUCUCUCCCUAUGCAAAAAAUACUAUGCACGCAAAAGGCCCGAAGAUCUGGAAUUCAUUGCCAGAACACUCUAAAGGACCCCUGUCUGCAAAUCAGUUUAAGGCCCUACUAAGAAAUCACCUCAUCACACAAAAUUAACCAGACAAACUAUAUCUAAUCACUACCAAUUACUCAAAAGCUACUCACAUUGUGCUGAUAAAUGUUUAACCACUUACUCACUACUUUAAAAUUAGGAUGUCUAAAUUCAUUGCUUUAAAUAGUACUAAAGUGUAAUACAUCACAAUGUAAAUUUUUUUAAAUUGUUCCAUUGUAAUGCCAAAUUUCAUUGUUUUACAUAGUACUAAGCUGUAAUUGCUUUAACUUGUUCCAUUGUAAUACUGUAAUCUUUAUAAACCAAUUCAAUAGUGUAAUAAUUCUCUACUAGUCUUAUCAAAGGCAUGUAGCAUUACCUAAUAGAAUAUUCAAUUCUCUUGUACUUACUGUAACUCAUCUAAUGACCAUAUGAACUAUUAUUGCCUUCUUAAUCUUAAGUUAAUCUUUAAUUUUGCCUGAAAUGCUCUGUAUGCAAAGGGGCUUUUGGCAUGUACCCCUAACUAUUAUAUUCCUCUGUACAACCAUGUAUCAUGUCAAAAUGAACAUCUUAAUCUUAAGAUAAUAUUGAGUCAUAGAUGUAAGACUAGAAAAAUAAAUAUAUUUUAUAUCAAUGUUAGAGUGUGAGCAAUUUAACAUGAAGGGAUUCAGAGGAACCAAUUAGCCAGACUUAAGUUCUACACUCAGGAAGAAGGGAAGGGAUGUUGCAAUUUGGAGGGUCAUCGAAACUGUGAUUUCAGCACCCUUCUGACGAGACAGUGAAUGAAUGAGUGAUAGUGAAAGUGUUUUUUCUUUGUUAGGUCACUCUACCUCAGUGGGAGACAGCUGGAGUGUUAAAAAAUGGGGAUACGUUCUGAGAAAUGCGUUGUUAGGUGAUUUCGUCAUUAUGUGAACAUCAUAUGAUGUAGGAGGCGGCUGCCAGCAUAACAUGGCAUACAGUUUUACAGUAAAUUUUUUUAUAAAUAGAAAGAGUACACCCUAGAAUAACAAUAAAAAGAACAGUAUGUAUAGUGAAUACAUAAAACAGUAACAUAGUUGUUUGUUAUUAUCAAGUAUUAUGUACUGUACAUAAUUGUAUGUGCUAUGCAUACUUUUAUACGACUGGCAACGCAUGGAACCACCAUUGCAUAUGUGGUCAAUUGUUGAUCGAAACAUCAUUAUGCAGUGCAUGACUGUAAUUAUAAAAAUAGGUGAUGCGAAAUAUGCAGGACAACCACAGUGAAAGCAGUCAAUAGGUGCUCUUAUUACUUUGAUCCAAUCGGAUGAUAUCAGUUGGAUGUAUUUAGCGAACCCUUCGAGUGGUAUCUGAAACAAGGAACAAAUUACAUGCCUCUACAGAUAAUUUAUUAUUUUUAUUUUACUAACACAUCGGCCAUUUCCCACCAAGGCAGGGUGGCCCCAAAAAGAAAAAUUUCCAUCACCAUUCACUCCAUCACUGUCUUGCCAGAGGCAUGCUUACACUUAGUUAUAAAACUGCAGCACUAACACCCAUCCUUCAGAGUGCAGGCACUGUACAUCCCAUCUCCAGGAAUCAAGCCUGGCAUGCCAGUUUCCCUGAAUCCCUUCAUAAAUGUUACCUUGCUUACACUCCAACACCAUUUGCCUCCAUUUGCUCCUACAUGCUCAUGCACACUGGAAGUCUGAGCCCCUCACACACACACACACACAGAACCUCCUUUACAUACACACAGAACCUCCUUUACCCCCCUCCCUCCAACCUUUCCUAGGCCAACCCCUACCCUGCCUUCCCUCCACUACAGAUUUAUAAAGCUACAAAUGAUGAAACUUAAAAAUUAUUUAGUUCAAAGGUGUAGUCAUCAUGUAAUAAAAUCAAACAUUCUGCACCACAGACUCCUCUUUAGAGGUAGGUCUUGUGUAUAGAAUAUAAAUGUGAGGCUGAAAUAAAGAAACCAGGUAAUUUCAGCAAAACAGUUACCCUUUAAACAGCAUGUCCUGCUACUUUUGAUAUACUGUACUGAUAAUAUCAUGGUUGGUCAAACCUAAGUCCAGUAAACUAUAAUAUUUUAGGUAAAUUCUUUUGUGGUAGUAUAUUUACAAGCAAAGAAAAUACAGUGCUUUGUUCAGCUUUGAGUUGAUAAAAGUUAUGUUGUGUCAUUUAGUAACAACAACUGUUAUCGUAUAGGUAGUAGGUUGGUAGACAGCAACCACCCAGGGAGGUACUACCGUCCUGCCAAG
Molecule: messenger RNA, 3018 nt
Organism: Cherax quadricarinatus
Lineage: Eukaryota; Metazoa; Arthropoda; Malacostraca; Decapoda; Parastacidae
Source: RefSeq, a predicted model, not a curated record